AUGGCGGCGCCUGGCGGCAUGCCUCCCUCAAUGGCCAACAUGAAGCCACCAUAUCCACCAAUGGCAUGGGCACUGGGUGGUGCUCCUGUCAAAAAAGUCGACAUACCCGCACAGACGAUCUUCAUGAUCUUUUUCAUGAUUGGGGCGGCUGUACACAUGACGAUCUUUCAAAAGAAUAGAGCGAGGGGCCACAAGUUCUUGUUCAACAUAUUUUUCUUUUCCUUUUGUGUAUCACGCGCCGUAGCAUCUAUACUCCGAAUUGCAUCUACAGCGCAGCCUCAAAACGUCAAGCUUGCUAUGGCAGCAUCAAUUUUCGUUGCUGCUGGCGUCCUCGUUCUUUUCAUCAUUAACUUGAUUUUCGCUAUGCGCCUCGUCCGAUCGCUGCACCCAUCUCUUGGAUGGCACCCCUUAUUUGGCAUCAUCUUCAAGUUGCUCUGUGUUCUUACCGGAGCAACAAUCAUCACGGUUAUUGCCGGUACACUCCAGAGCUUCUAUGUUCUAGACCCCAAUACCAAGGCUAUCGACCGAAGUCUACAAAUAUACGGCUCGACGUUCCUCGCUAUCAUCGCCACACUACCACUUCCGAUCACUGUUCUCUCACUUCUCAUUCCAUACUCGCCACCAGACCGGUUUGGUGUAGGCCGGCUACGCACCAAAGUCAUCAUGUUGCUCAUCAGCACCACAUUACUAUCCAUCGGAGCGUGGUACAGAUGCGGAUGUACCUGGGCGCCACCUGUCCCGCGAUCACAACCUUUGCCAGGCUAUCUUGGCAAAGGCGCCUUUUACAUCUCCACCUUUUUCGUUGAGGUCCAAACAGUCCUGAUGUACGCAAUCUUGCGCGUGGAUCUCCGCUACCACAUUCCCAAUGGUGCACAGGGCUCGGGGUCGUACUCUUCGUCGCAACAACUAGAUGACGUUGAGAUGCAAGACUCACGCCCCACGUCAGCCUCGAAAACCAUCGUGGAUUCUGAUAGUGAGACCGCUUCGAAGAAUACUCUGACCAUUGGCCUCACAAUCAAUACCAACAUACCCACCAUACAGAUCCAUGAUCCGGAGAAGACGCCUGCCUUUUCGCCAGAUUCACCGGACACGUAUAUUGCGUCUACCCAAACCACACCUGCGACAUCCCCAACAUCACCACUGAAGAACAAACGCAAAUCACUCCUUCAAUCCCUCUUCAAGCGGCAGUCCAAAGCACCGACCCUGCCACCAAUCCAACCCGAUAUAUCACCCCUCGAACCCCCGCCCAUGGCGGACCAAAAGCUGCGUUGGCGCGACAGCGAGCAGCGACGCAUCAUCACACGCCUGGGCGGGCCGUGGCAAGAACUCGAUUCCCCAACCAGCCCCAUCAAUCCCCCGAGUCCCACCAGCACAAUCCACUCAUUCCGCACCAGCAUCAGCACCAACACGCGCGGCAGCGUGGGCGGCAUCAGCGUAGGCACCGGCCUCUCCCUCGGCGUGCCGAGCGUAGUCACCGCACCCAGCUUGCGCGACACGCUGAGAGCCGACGGCGGGUGGACGCCUGAGCUGGAUUGGGAGCUGAGGAGCCCCAGGCGGUUCUUGAGCAUGAAGAGGAGGGUCACUGGGGAGUGA
This is a messenger RNA of Ascochyta rabiei, 1593 nucleotides long. RefSeq lists its product as uncharacterized. NCBI's taxonomy places the organism in Eukaryota, Fungi, Ascomycota, Dothideomycetes, Pleosporales, Didymellaceae. Bases 1 to 1593 code for a protein of 530 amino acids. The transcript has 3 exons. The record is from RefSeq and is a predicted model, not a curated record.